UCCACUUAUUUACAGGCGUAAAAAGAUUUACAAGUUUGGACUCAAAUGGAAAAGGCUCAUAUAUUUGUUGUGGUUUUUGGAGGUUGAAUUGAAGUGUUGAACCGAAGGAAAAUUGCAGAUCUGGUGAUACGACUGGAGGAGGACAUUAUCGGAGAAGCCCACAAUCAUUUUCUUUCUCUAUCCUCCUCUUGGGUUUCUCCAUCUCCGUUGCAUUGUGCCUAAAAGAUUAAAUUCAAAGCCACAUAUCAAGAAGAUUCCAAGAUGGCUUCAAAGCCUUUUACUGUAGAUUUAAACAAGCCUCUUGUUUUUCAGGUUGGCCAUCUUGGAGAAGCUUACAAUGAAUGGGUUCACCAGCCUAUAGUUAGCAAGGAGGGCCCUCGAUUCUUUGGAAAUGAUUUUAUGGAGAUGUUGACCCGCACAGUAUGGUGGGUAAUUCCACUUGUUUGGCUGCCAGUGAUUUCCUGGUUGGUUUCUGUGUCUUUGUCAAGGGGCCUUACUCCCUCUGACGCAGCUUCAUGUUUGGCUGGUGGGGUUUUCAUCUGGACUUUGCUUGAGUACACAUUGCACCGCUUUCUUUUCCACAUGAAAACAAGCAGCUACUGGGGAAACACUCUACACUAUCUACUUCAUGGUUGUCAUCACAAGCAUCCAAUGGAUGGACUCAGACUCGUUUUCCCACCUGCUGCAACAACUAUCUUAAGUGUGCCGCUGUGGAUCGUGAUUAGACUUGCAUCAACUCCAGCGGUAGCUCCUUCUUUGUUCGGAGGUGGGUUGCUGGGAUAUGUAAUGUACGACGUAACUCAUUAUUACCUGCAUCAUGGAAAGCCAUCCUCAGGGUUAUCUCAAAAUUUGAAGAGAUAUCAUUUGAACCAUCACUUCAGAGUUCAAAGCGAGGGAUUUGGUAUCACUUCUCCAUUAUGGGACAGAGCCUUUGGAACAUAUCCUACGACUAAACCCAUUCAGAAAAGCAAAUGAUGAUGUUAUGUUGGUUGCACAAAUAUUGUCAUCACCAGAUUUAUGUAUUGAGUUGGUUCUUUUUUUCUUUUUUUCUUUUUUUCUUUUGUACAUUGAGCAUCAAAUUACGCUUUGACAACCAUUAUAUAUUUUUUGGGUGAUAACUUGCCUUUGCUUGAAUACUCUGUGUUCUUUCUUCCCUCUGGUUAUCAGAUGUAGUAAGCUAUUUUCAUGUACAUUAGCCAUUGCGGUACACUUGAAUGAGGAUUAUGUUUUUAGUUUGCAAA
Molecule: messenger RNA, 1241 nt
Organism: Benincasa hispida (wax gourd)
Lineage: Eukaryota; Viridiplantae; Streptophyta; Magnoliopsida; Cucurbitales; Cucurbitaceae
Product: dihydroceramide fatty acyl 2-hydroxylase FAH1-like
Biological process (GO): lipid biosynthetic process; fatty acid metabolic process
Cellular component (GO): membrane; endoplasmic reticulum
Molecular function (GO): iron ion binding; fatty acid 2-hydroxylase activity
Source: RefSeq, a predicted model, not a curated record